This is a messenger RNA of Striga asiatica, 1875 nucleotides long. Lineage: Eukaryota; Viridiplantae; Streptophyta; Magnoliopsida; Lamiales; Orobanchaceae. The record is from the annotation of a GenBank genome assembly.
AUGUUAUCAAUCCAUUUCUUCCCAGCCGCAACCGCCGCCGCCGUACCCACCGCCAAGGCGCCACCGCUCAACAGCCUCGACUCCUGCUCGUCUAUGUCUGAGCUCCGGCAGCACCACGCCCGCGUCAUCAAGCUCGGCCUCUCCUCCAACAACGACGCCGCGGGACGCAUCAUCAAGUUCUGCUCCCUUUCAGAUUCUGGCGACCUGAACUACGCCCUCAAGGUGUUCGACAAAUUGCCCCACCCAGACGCUUUCGUAUAUAACACCAUUCUCAGAGGCUAUCUGAAAGCCCAACUCCAUAAAAAUUGCAUCUUUCUGUACUCGCAAAUGCUGGAACAAAAACAGGCCAACCCAAAUAAAUUUACCUUCCCGCCGCUAAUCCGAGCCUGCUGCUUCGAAAACGCCAUUCAAGAAGGAAAGCAGGUGCACGCCCACGUCUUGAAGUUCGGGCUGGGCCAAGACCCGUACUGCCAGAACAACUUGAUCCACAUGUACUCCGAAUUCGAGCUCUUGGACGAGGCAAAAACAGCAUUCGAUAAUCUGGAAGCCAAAGACGACGUAUCUUGGACCACAUUGAUGAGCGGGCUUUCUCGGGUGGGCCUUGUGGAUCGGGCCCUCGAUCUCUUUGAAUCGAAGCCCGUAAAAAACGGGUCCAUGUGGAAUGCCGUGAUCGCGGCCCAUGUGCAGAACGACAGGUUUCGUGAGGCGUUUGCUCUGUUUGAUCGGAUGAGGGAAGAAAAUGUUGAAAUGGAUAAGUUCGUGGCCGCCAGCAUGCUAUCGGCUUGCACGGGCCUCGGCGCGUUGAAACGGGCCGAGUCGAUUUACGAGCACAUAAAGAGACGUGGGGUCCACAUCGACCACAAGCUGGCCACGACUAUAAUCGACGCGUUCUGUAAAUGCGGGCGUAUCGAAAAAGCCCGCGAAAUUUUCCGUGAGUUGCCGAGUAAAGGAAUUUCGUCUUGGAACUGUAUGAUUGGUGGGUUCGCAAUGCACGGCCGAGGAAAAGAUGCGGUCGAGCUUUUCAAGAAAAUGGAGUCGGAAAAGACGGUAAAGCCCGAUUACAUCACGUUUGUGAACUUGCUUGGUGCUUGUGCUCACUCGGGCCUAGUCGAAGAAGGAAAGUACUACUUUACGUACAUGACGAAAGCCCAUGGGAUUUUACCGGGUAUGGAGCAUUACGGAUGCCUUGUCGAUUUAUUGGGCCGGGCCGGGCUUUUGGAGGAGGGCAAAAGAGUCAUAGAUGAGAUGCCGAUUCGGGCCGAUGUGGGAGUUCUCGGAGCACUUCUCGGGGCAUGCAAAAUACACGGGAAUAUCGACUUGGUCGAGGAAAUCGGAAAGCAAGUGCUCGAGUUAGAGCCCGAAAAUAGCGGACGAUAUGUUUUGUUGGCCAAUAUGUACGCGAAAGCCGGUAGAUACGAAGAGGUUGCGUACAUACGGAAGAUGAUGAACGAUAGAGGAGUGAAAAAGUUGGCCGGGCUUUCGAUUGUCGAGUUAGAUGGAACCGUGCACGAGUUCAUCGCGGGUGGGCGGGCCCACCCGGAGGCCCGGGAGGUAUAUGCGAAGGUGGAUGAGGUUUUGGUUCGUAUUAUGGAAUAUGGUUAUGUGCCGGAAAGUGAUGGGAUGAUUUUAACGAGCGAGGAGGAAAAUGAGAACCCGUUGUUUUACCAUAGUGAAAAGUUGGCUAUUGCGUACGGGCUUUUGAAGACAAAAGGUGGCGAGACGAUUAGGGUUACCAAGAAUUUGAGGGUUUGUAGGGAUUGUCAUGAGGCGAGCAAAUUGAUUUCGGAGGUUUAUGAUCGUGAGAUCAUCGUGAGGGAUAGGAAUCGGUUUCACCAUUUUAGACGGGGAGUUUGCUCGUGCAACGAUUAUUGGUAG